Triticum turgidum subsp. durum (durum wheat) is the source of this 747-nucleotide messenger RNA. The record is from the annotation of a GenBank genome assembly. NCBI's taxonomy places the organism in Eukaryota, Viridiplantae, Streptophyta, Magnoliopsida, Poales, Poaceae.
AUGUCUGAAGAGUCAGGUUCAGAUAAAGCUACCCAAGCCUGCUUAUUUUUCAUAUAUGGUGCCACGAGUAAGUACAACGAUGAUGGCCAGAUAGAUGAUUUUCUGCAAUCAAUUCAGAAAAUACGGGAUGAAAUUCUUCGCAAGGAAAGCAUACUUCAAGAACGAAGUGCUCAGUGUGAUAUGGACAUCCAGACACUCUUGAGUGAAGGAAAGAUGACACCCAAAGCUGUAUCAAUAAUAAGAAAAUACAAGGAAACUUGCUCAGAUAUGACAGAAGUUACCAAUUCAUCUUGCUCUGGAGAUGGUGGCCAAUCUAUCACUAAGAGGAAGAAAUUGAAGGUGGCACUCCUCCGACAAUGCAAGGAGCUUGAUGAGAUCUGUCGUGGGGCCCAUUGGAUACUCCCAAGAUACACAGUAUUACCUUCAGUAUCAGAUGGAAUGUAUCACGCCAGUGUACGUUUGAGAUGCCCUGAUUUUGAGAUGAGCCUCACUGGUGGUCUUCGUCCUACCCCACAUGAGGCGAAGUGCUCGGCAGCUGCCAAUAUGAUACUGGAGCUUCACAAGAAGGCGGAAGAGCAAGAACAGGAGGUUGCGCUGGCUAUUUUAUUAUGGGACCCACACCGACGUGUACCGCGGGGCCAUCGAGGCCCGCGCGUGCUCGACAUUGGCAACGGCUUUAUGGCAAGCGGUGGCGUGUUCGACGAGGCCGCCACGGCCAUCCGCGACGUCUCCUGUGCGUGGAGGUGA